Mercurialis annua (annual mercury) is the source of this 2082-nucleotide messenger RNA. Its product is annotated as glycosyltransferase-like At2g41451. The record is from RefSeq and is a predicted model, not a curated record. Gene Ontology annotation, biological process: response to abscisic acid; cellulose biosynthetic process. NCBI's taxonomy places the organism in Eukaryota, Viridiplantae, Streptophyta, Magnoliopsida, Malpighiales, Euphorbiaceae. The transcript has 11 exons. The coding region runs from base 121 to 1677 and encodes 518 amino acids.
CGGCUUCUUUAGCAAUUAAAUUUCCACCCAUUUUCAGUUUCUUUCUUCAAUCUCUCUCUAUAUAUUUCAUUUUCUUUACGAAUUCGCCCACAAUCUUUACACAGAUGCACCAGUUUUGCAAUGGCGGGUGCUGCUAAAUCUUCACUCCAGCACCAACACUCUGCGUCCUUCGUUUCGCGUCUCUUAAUACUCCUAACUCUUCUUCCUUUAACUCUCGCGCUCUUCGCUUUUCUUCUGCAAUGGCGUGGCGGGCUGACCGACCCGGUUACUCGCUGGUCGCCCGACCACCAUCAGUUCCCUGGUAUGGAUAAUCCUAGUGUGUCUUCUUCUUCUUCUUUGCGUGGCUCCUCGAAUGGUGGACAUUCUUCGGGUUGUUCCGAUCUUUUGGGUCGGAGCCGUUCCGCUUCGUUCCCCUAUUACAAGAACUGGAAUUUUGAUUUUUCGUCGGAUCUUAAACCUAAGAUAUGUAUAACUACAAGCACAUCUGCAGGCUUAGAACAGACAUUACCAUGGAUAUUUUAUCAUAAGGUUAUUGGUGUUUCUACUUUUUUUCUUUUUGUUGAAGGCAAGGCUGCCACUCCUGAGAUCUCCAGAGUUCUCCUAACAAUUCCUGGUGUUAAAGUUAUAUACAGGACGAGAGAAUUAGAAGAACAACAAGCUAGAAGCCGGAUCUGGAAUGAGACUUGGCUUGCAAGUUUCUUUUACAAACCAUGUAAUUAUGAGCUUUUUGUGAAGCAAUCCCUCAACAUGGAAAUGGCUAUUGUUAUGGCAAGGGAGGCUGGUAUGGACUGGAUAUUUCAUCUUGAUACUGAUGAACUUAUACACCCUGCCGGAGCUCGUGAAUAUUCUUUGCGACAAUUACUUUUAGAUGUUCCUGGAAAUGUUGAUAUGGUUAUCUUUCCAAAUUAUGAGAGCAGUGUUGAACGAGAUGACAUCAAGGAGCCUUUUAGCGAGGUCUCAAUGUUCAAGAAUAACUUUGACCAUCUUCCAAAAGAUGUAUACUUUGGAAACUACAGAGAAGCAACUCGUGGUAAUCCAAACUACUUUUUGACAUAUGGAAAUGGAAAAUCUGCUGCUCGAAUUCAAGAUCAUCUACGUCCUAACGGCGCACAUAGAUGGCAUAACUAUAUGAAGACUCCAAAUGAAAUUAAAUUGGAUGAAGCUGCUGUUCUUCAUUACACAUACACCAAGUUUUCUGACUUGACUUCCAGACGUGAUCGAUGUGGAUGCAAGCCAACAAAGGAUGAUGUCAAAAGAUGCUUUAUGUUAGAAUUCGACAGAGCUGCAUUCAUAAUUGCUUCAACUGCAACAGAGGAUGAAAUGCUCCGAUGGUACCAGGAACGUGUUGUGUGGACCGACAAAGAACUGAACCUCAAACUCAUGAGAAAGGGCAUCUUGAAUCGCAUUUAUGCUCCCAUGGUCAUUGUCCAAGGGCUAAGAGAAGCUGGCGUGUUUAGCAAUGUUAUAGCGAUGGCACAGGCGAACCUAACAUCGCCUGAGAAUAACAACUCUUCUGAAACAGCUAAAUCAGGAGUGAUGAUAUCUUCAAGAAAGAUUGGUCAAAAAGAAGAAUUUCAGGCAACUGCCAGAAGGGUCUUGCAGGUUGGCGAUGACGAGAUUUCUCUUCCAUCAGCUGUGCCACCACAAUCUCCUCCUGGUCAGGUAGUGAUACAGUGACACUAAAUCCACAGAAGCCCCGACCUCCUUGGUAUGGUUCCUUGCAACUGAGUUGACAGAAAUACUGGUGACGGCAGAGAUCCUUGAAGCGGCUUAGGCUGUUGGUGGUGGGGCAUUUUAGUGUUCAGUUUCGUUGGGAUCUUCCCGAUCAUUACCCAAGCGCUGCUGUACAGUUGAAGUAGAUAAUAGAUUCUAUAAAACGAGAGGCGUAGAGCGGGAUUCUGAUUACGUGUUCAUGAAAUUUUGUCUUGGUAGUUUAGAAAUCCUGCCAUUGUAAUGGUUGUUUCACACACUUUAAGAGGGGAAAUGCGAUAUUAUCAUUCCCAGCUAUGGUUAUCAAAUUCUGCUUACAUCAUAUAUCUUUGUUUUUUAAAAAUUGGUUCUUCAUGUUCCAGGCUUUUCUCA